AUUCCGGUGGCUAAAAUCGCGAAUCCUGCGCGAAAACGAAACGAAAAUCGAAGUGGCAGAUUUUUCUGUCUACCUACACAAACACAUACGCAGGCUGUGCUGCUGCGCUGGUGUGGGUGUGCGAUUGAGUGUGCGUGUGUGUGUGGUCUAUCGGAGCGCCGCUAAAUAAGAAAUAAUAAUUGUGCAGUGCGAAGGAGGAGAAGAGGAGGAGCAAGCAGUGAUGAAUAAAUGUUUUUAAAGGCGAAAAACGAUUUUUAAAAGUGCUGGGGAAUUAAAAAAGAGCCGCGCCCCGUUUGCCAAACGUUAACUAACACACACACACACAAACACUCCGUCACAAAAACACACACACACGGACGCAGUGGCGGAGGCACAAAAGAGACAGCGCGAGAGAGAGAGAGAGAGAGGAGAGAAGAAGAGCGAAGAAGCAAAAAGAGAAAAGUUGUAUGACAGCAACAAAUAGUUUGUUAAUUGCACGGGUUUAGUUUUUUAUUCGUCACUUAAACUUGAAAAGCAGCAGCAAUUCUCCAGAUCCAGAAGAACAACAAAAAAUAGCAAAUCAAAAUGGCGCACCAGCAGCAACAACAACUGGCUCCAUCGGUCAACUGUUCACUGGACGAUAUCGAUCUGACGGCCCUAAAAGAUCCAGCUGGAAUCUUUGAACUCAUCGAAGUUGUGGGCAAUGGCACCUACGGUCAGGUCUACAAGGGCCGCCACACGAAGACUGGUCAAUUGGCUGCCAUAAAGGUGAUGGACGUCACCGAGGACGAAGAGGAGGAGAUCAAGCUGGAGAUCAAUGUGCUAAAGAAGUACUCGAAUCACCGCAACAUCGCCACCUACUACGGAGCCUUUAUCAAGAAGUCACCGCCCGGUAAGGACGAUCAGCUCUGGCUGGUGAUGGAGUACUGUGGCGCCGGUUCGGUUACGGAUCUGGUCAAGUCCACCAAGGGUCAGAGUUUGAAGGAGGAGUGGAUAGCCUACAUUUGUCGCGAAAUUCUGCGCGGUCUGAGCUACCUGCACUCGAACAAAGUCAUCCAUCGCGACAUCAAGGGGCAGAAUGUGCUGCUCACGGACAACGCGGAGGUGAAGCUGGUGGACUUUGGUGUGUCCGCCCAGCUGGAUCGCACGAUAGGCCGGCGCAACACAUUCAUCGGUACUCCCUAUUGGAUGGCCCCCGAGGUCAUUGCCUGCGACGAGAAUCCCGACGCCACGUACGACAAUCGCUCCGAUCUGUGGUCGCUGGGCAUCACCGCCCUGGAGAUGGCUGAGUCACAGCCCCCGCUCUGCGAUCUGCAUCCGAUGCGCGCCCUCUUCCUGAUUCCGCGCAACUCGCCGCCCAGGCUCAAAUCGAAGAAGUGGUCCAAGAAGUUCCACGGCUUUAUUGACACGGUGCUAGUUAAGGACUAUCACCAGCGGCCUUACACCGAAAACCUGCUGAAGCAUGCCUUCAUCAAGGACCAGCCCACAGAUCGCCAGGUGCGCAUCCAGCUGAAGGAUCACAUCGAUCGCUGCAAGAAGCGCAAGCAGGAGAAGGAGCGCGAGGACUAUCGCUACUCGGGCUCCGACAACGACGACGACGAGCCGCAGCUGGCCGGUGAGCACAGCUCGAUUGUCCAGCAGCCGGGCGGCGAUACGUUGCGCCGCAACUUCCAGCAGAUCCAGGAGGGUCGCCUGGCCGCCGAGCAGCAGCAGCAGCAGCAUCACCUGAUGGCCCAGGCCCAGGCCCAGGCGGCUGCCGCCCAUGCCGCCGCCCAGGCUCAGGCGCAACUCCAGCAGCAGCAACAGCAGGCGGCGGCGGCGGCAGCAGCGGCGGCCCAUGCAGCGCAGCAGGCCCAACAGGCCGCCCAGCAGCAGGCGCAGGCACAGCAGCCGCAGCAGAAUCGACAGCCGAAACCGCCAUCGCGCCAGCAGGUUGAGGAGCCCGGACCGCCGGCACGGCCGCCACAGCGCCUGAUCGUGGUGCCGGAUCCGCCGCACGCCAAUCGGCCAUUGCCACCGACCCCCAAGUGCGGCGAGCCGGCGGGACAGACGCCGCAGCAGCAGCAGCGCAACUCGCAGAAUAACUUCAAGCCAUCGUUACCACCAAGGAGACCUGAGCCACAGCCGCAGACAGCCGCCGGUGGCCAGGGAUCCCAGCAGCAGCAGCAGGCGCAGCCGGAGGCGCCGCCUCGAAACAAUCGCGGGUCGAGCGGCCUGUCCUCCUCCGGCGGAUCGUCGGCAUCGGGUGGAUCCAAGCCCGCUGCCGCACUGCCUCAGCAGUCGAACAAUCAUCUGGGACAGCCGGUUAAUCCGCUGGAUCCGUUGGACAGCAGCGAUUCGGACAGCGAGCCGGACGAGCCCAACGAUCGGGCCCGGAACGAUGGAACUCUCUUGGCCAGCGAUCCACCCAAACCGCUGCCCGGUUUGGGACCUGUCUCCGAGGACGCCAAUACGACAACGCCCCUGAGUCAUGGCAGCGGUGGGCCGCCCAACCGCCCACUGCCACCCACGCCCGAUGACGACGAUCAGGCCGGAGAUCGAACUUUGAUCAUGAAGCGCAAACUAGAACAGAACAUAAAUCGCCUGCAAAAGUCCGCCUCCACAUCGCAGGCAAAUGUGACUCCAUCGCGUCGAGUUGUCGGUGAUGAAAACAAUUUGCUGAGAGACUGGGACUUUGAUCGCUUCUUCCCGAAGAAUGGAGGAGGAAACAAUGCCUUGAGGGGCAGUGGACGUGCUAGUCCCACCACCACUGCUAGUCUAAGUCGAAGCUCCCAGCUGAGUACGCUGAAGGUGGAGACGAAGCUGCAGAGGGCCAGUGUGGCGGAGGCCAUUACGAGACCCGUUCCCCGGGGCUAUCAGCCGCUGAAAUCGACGGCGGCGGAACCAAGUGCCAGCCAAAGUAUUGCCAAAGAACAAGGAUCAGCAGGAUCCACGGCGCACAAGCGACAGGAUUCGGAUUCCCGACUGCCGAUGAAUUUUGUGCGUGGCUUUCGACGAGAAAACUCGGAUUUCUUCCCGCUCACCAAGCGACACUCGGCGGUGCUGAGUGGUACGAGUAAUUCCGGAACUUCAGGAGGUUCGGGAACGGUGGUGUCGCCUUCAUCGCAACCCAUUCCCGCCCAGCGAUCGAGUGUGGUGUACCAAAGGAACAGCAUUUACAACAGCAGCAGCAUCAGCAGUAAAAGCAAGGAGAAUGCGCUACCAGGAGGAACUGCCACUGCCACUGGCAGUGGAAAACCAGGAGCAACUGCUGCUGGAAUUACUACUCCAACUACUUCUACUGCCACCAAGGGAGCUGCUCCGAAACCCUCCAAAUCCCUGGCCAGCUUUAAUUUCCUGCGACCGCGUCGCGAAAAGACUGAAUCCGUCAUUGUGCUGCAAAAUGCUGCCACUCGCGCCCAAAGGCAACAGCAACUGCAACAGCAGCAGCAACAGCAACAGCAGCAACAGCAACUGCAGCAGCAACAGCAGCAGCAGAAUCGAGGAGGCGGCGGCGGCGGCGGAGGAGGCGGUGGUGGAAGCAGCGGAGGCGUGGGCGCCGAUGGCACUGGAUUGGGAACUCCUGGGACCAGGACCAGUAGCGUCCUGCCGGAUCUACUCAGCCAGGCGUCGCCGGCAACGCCACCACGCCAUGAUAAAUCAUCCAGUGAGGAGUAUCAGGCGGCCAUUAGCUCAUCCGUGCAUUCCACGCCAUCGAAAUCGUUUAUCGCUAGCAGCGGAAGCGGCGGCGGCGGUCUCGGUUUGGGGGGCGGUACCGUUGUGGGCGGCGUGAUUAUCAGCAGCAAUCACUCGCCCCAAUCGACGAUAUCGCUCGCCUCCUCGUCCUCGAAUUCGCGCCAGAAUUCGCCCAAGAAUUCGAUCAGCAAGACGCGCUCCUCCAGCAGUAUUACUAAUCUCUUGCACAAAUCUGCUUCUUCCUCCUCUGCGAACCUGCACCACCUGACGCCCUGCUCCUCGACGUCCUCGGCCUCGAUCUCCAAUCCCCUGCCCCCGCACGCGUACGCCCUGCAACAGAAGCAGCGCAGUUUCCUGACCUUUGGCUUCGGUGCCGGCGGCUCUGGUCCUUCGCGCCGGGAGUCUCAUGUCAAUGUCAACGUAACGCCCACCUCCCAUGAGGCGGCCAACGAUACGCCCGAGAUACGUAAGUAUAAGAAGCGCUUCAACUCGGAGAUCCUGUGCGCGGCGCUGUGGGGCGUCAACCUGCUGAUCGGUACGGAGAAUGGUUUAAUGCUGCUAGAUCGAUCCGGUCAGGGCAAGGUCUACCAGCUCAUCUCGCGACGCCGUUUCCAACAAAUGGAGGUGCUAGAGGGCCAGAACAUAUUGGUCACCAUAUCCGGCAAGAAGAACCGAGUGCGUGUCUACUACUUGUCCUGGCUCAAGUCGAAGAUCUUGCGCACCGAUGGACUCUCCGAUCAAGUGGAGCGUCGCAACGGUUGGAUUAACGUGGGUGAUCUACAAGGUGCUGUACAUUUUAAGAUUGUCAAAUACGAGAGGAUUAAGUUCCUAGUGAUUGCAUUAAAAGACUCUAUUGAAAUUUAUGCAUGGGCUCCCAAACCAUAUCACAAAUUUAUGGCAUUUAAGAAUUUUGGUGAACUGGAACAUCGCCCGCUUUUGGUCGAUCUCACCAUUGAGGAUCAGUCGAGACUGAAGGUGAUCUAUGGCUCCGCCGAGGGUUUCCAUGCGGUUGAUUUAGAUUCAGCUGAAGUAUACGAUAUAUAUCUUCCCAAGCAUACUCAGGGUGCAAUCAUUCCGCAUUGUAUUGUGGCGCUUCCGAACUCGAAUGGCAUGCAAUUGCUGUUGUGCUACGACAAUGAGGGCGUCUAUGUGAACACUGUGGGCCGGGUUUCCAAGAACAUUGUGCUGCAGUGGGGCGAGAUGCCCACAUCGGUGGCCUACAUUGGCACUGGACAAAUCAUGGGCUGGGGCAAUAAAGCAAUAGAGAUACGUUCCGUUGAGAGCGGCCAUUUGGAUGGUGUGUUCAUGCACAAAAAGGCGCAGCGCUUGAAAUUCCUUUGCGAGCGCAAUGACAAAGUAUUCUUCAGCAGUGCCAAAGGUGCUUCAUCGUGUCAAAUCUACUUUAUGACGCUCAACAAACCGGGCAUGGCCAAUUGGUAAUCCAACCGCAAAACCAAUCGACGUUAGAUGAUCGAUGAUCUUGGCAGGCAGCCUUCGAUCGACGCCCCAGCGAUCGAUUUGCUCAACCGGCAACAAAACAGCAAAACCCAUAAACAUUUUCUUCUUAUUUUACCACACAAGCAAAACGAAAAAGAAAGUAUCUAAAGCGAACACAUAAAAGAUAAUUAGCUGAUUUAAGUGAAGAGAGUGCAUAAAGAUUAAGUGAGAUAUCCUAAAAAACAGACACACCACUCAACAACACAACAAACAACCCGAGAUCAUGAACUUGUGCUUAUGAAAUUCACCACGACAACGUUUCAAUUAGUAAAUGUGCUAAGAAAACUCGAUCAACACGAGCCUUUAUAUAUAUAUAUGAAAAAAAAAACAAAUAAUCUACUUAAUAUUUAGAGACGAACAUUUCAAGCUCACUCGUCGAGGUUUUUUGUCAGAGAUCUGGUCAGAAAACGCAAAACAGCCGCAAUUAAAGCAAUUCGUAUCCUCCAUCCUUUCGAUGUUUAUGUAUAUUGACGUUACAUAACACACCACCACCACCACACCACACGAUUCAGAUUCAGAUUCAUUUCAAAUGUCGUUUCACAAUUGUGUUUUGAUUUCGCUACAAGUUAAACUUAAGUUGAAUAAUAAAACCAGCAGCAGCGCAGCAGAAAGCCACAAAAUAUAUAUGUACGAGUAUAUCGAAUUUUCUACACAAAGCAGAAAAUAUAGAAGAAAAUAUAUGCAGUUAGUUUUUGUUCUUGAUAUUAAAUCAAAUAGAAUUUAUUUGUGCGUUUCCAAUGAUGAUGAUGAUGAUUACAUUACAUGUUAGUACAGAGAGAGCCAAGGAAAUUUAUACAUUUUAAUGGGAAUGAAAAUGAUAAUGAAUAUGAAUAUGGAAAUCGAAGCGAAGCAAAGCAAACAAAAACCCACAUAAAACGCCAUUGUAAAAACUAAGUGAUAAACAAGUAAAUAAUUGAUUAAUGUAAAAUAAAGCCGAAAGCAACACAAACAAACCCAAGCAAGCUUGCAACAAUUGAGGAUAUCUAAUGGAAAUAAAUGAAAAAUCACGUUUGCGAGGAGAGCUACCUUAAUAACGAAAUUGGAGGGAAUUACAAAACGAGAACCUAGUUAAGCUGCAUUUUUUACUGAACUUUUAUACAGAGCCAAGAGAAGAAUGACGAUCGAUGAUGAUAACAAAAAAAAAACAAAUACGGAUAAACGAAUCGAGGAGGAAAAUUAAACCAAAAUUCUAUGAAUCGUAGCAUGUUAAAAUUGAUAACCAUUAACGAACCAUCUCCGCUUGUUGUACUGUGUGCAUUUUCUUUGUGUUUUUUACUAGCUUCAAUAUCAAAAGUGGUCACGUUGCAAUAUCUCUAUAUCGAGUGCAUAUAGAACCUUUCCCCAACUGGCACACUGCCUUAUUUUGUGUUGUUUGCGUGAUUUCGUCCCACUCCCAAUCUUCCAAACACCACACACCCUCCACACGAUAAACAAAAGGAAAACGUCUCAUUAAGAAGUAUAUUUAAAAUAUUGUUUGUUUUUGUGUUAUAAAAUGAUUGUACGCCCCCGUAUUUAAUAUUGUUCAUCGAAGCAAAAUGGAAAAGAAAUGAAAAGUGCACUAAAAUGCACAUCUAAAGCAAAACAAAAAAAAAUUAAAAGAAUUAGUAAUAAAUGCUUACUUUAUUUCUAAAAUAAAACAAGUAAAAUGAUACAGAAAUGAAUGUAAAUCUAAUUAUUAUAUAUAUAUAAUCUCAAAAUUAAAAAAAAAAAACAAAAAAAUAA
Molecule: messenger RNA, 6873 nt
Organism: Drosophila takahashii
Lineage: Eukaryota; Metazoa; Arthropoda; Insecta; Diptera; Drosophilidae
Source: RefSeq, a predicted model, not a curated record